CGAAACCCCAGUAGUUGAAAAGAUCACUGCAGAGGAUGUAGAUAGUAAAGAGUUGGCAGAGGAAGUCGAUGCAGCCACUGAAAACGGUGCUGAGGAAUCUGCUGACGCAAAAGAAAAUGGUGAUUCCACCGGUGAAGCUGAAGUUAGCGAUGAAGCACCAGAUGCUGCCGACGGUGAGAAGGGUGAUGACGACGCAGCAGCUGAUGGUGAAGAUGGUGCAGAAGAAAAUGGCGAUGAAGGUGUUGCCAAAGAGGCCAACGGUGAAGCAGCCGAAGCAGUCAAGCGAAAGGUAGUUGCCGAUUCUGAUGGCAAGGUUGAUGAUACUGUCCCAACCCCAGAAAAGAAAGCUAAGCUAGACGACUCAGCAUCAAAAGAAGAAGCGCAAAACGGUGCGGAAGGGACCGAAAUAGCCGCUUAAUUUAAGUUACAAUCUUAUUAUCCUUUAAUCUUAAAAUAAUAAUUUAAAGAAAAAAAUUUCAAAAGAAAAGAAAAAUUAACGACAGUAUAAAAUUAAAAAAAAAAUAGUAUGUAAUUGUAUGUGUACGCUGAGGAAUGAGACAAAACAGUAAACUAUUUUACAAAAUACAAAAUUGAAUAGUUGAGAUAAUAUCAACAUCAAAAUGUAACACCUCACCUUAUUCCUAUGUAACCAUAUGUAUAAAGAAAACAAAUCUACAAGAAGAAAAUAUAAGUAAUAAACAAAACAAAACAAAUGUAACUUAAAAAAAAAAAAAUUUGUACACAAACGAAAAACCUGUAAAGAUAGGAUUGUUCCAAAAAAUCACAUUGUUCUUUUUUUGUUUUUGUGUUUUGAAGUAUAACACUUGCUAUUAAUAUUAAUAUGUAUUUAAAAUACGGUGUUUUGGCAGGCAAAGCGAUAAAUAGCAGAAGAAAAUUCUGGUUUCAUUUGCACCUUGAUUGAGUGAUGAACCGUCCCACCAACCACAAUACACCGACAAAGUAAUAACUUUUUAUUUUGGUACUUAUUUUGAACUUGAACCAAAUGACAAAAAGCGAUCAUAUCACGUGUAAUGCAUUUAAUUUUACAACACGCACACAAACUUUAAAAAACUACCGUAAAAUUUGAAAAAUUCGACUUGAAAAGAAAUACUUGUGAUUUUAGGAACAAUCUUCAAUCUCAAUAAAAUGUUUCUAAAAAGAUUUUUUAUAAGUUUAAAAAAAUUUAUUUUAAUUUUCGAAGAUACAAUUUUUUAAGUUUUUUUUUUCUUAUAUCUAUUGUAUGUACUAUUAUACGGGGACAGUUUGAUAAUUCAGUGGGCUGAAUUUCUCGUGUAUCUUUAAAUGCAAAACUGUUUCAGUCAUCCACUAACUGUUAAUAAACCACUGUAUUAUUUUGAACGCAUUAGCGUUAUUUAUUUCACAUUGUGAAUUUUAACCAAUUUAAAAAAAAAAAAA
Teleopsis dalmanni is the source of this 1416-nucleotide messenger RNA. Its product is annotated as spore wall protein 2-like. NCBI's taxonomy places the organism in Eukaryota, Metazoa, Arthropoda, Insecta, Diptera, Diopsidae. The record is from RefSeq and is a predicted model, not a curated record.